Cloeon dipterum is the source of this 1763-nucleotide messenger RNA. RefSeq names its product alpha-1,3/1,6-mannosyltransferase Alg2 (gene Alg2). The transcript is spliced from 4 exons. Gene Ontology annotation, molecular function: GDP-Man:Man(1)GlcNAc(2)-PP-Dol alpha-1,3-mannosyltransferase activity; alpha-1,3-mannosyltransferase activity. The record is from RefSeq and is a predicted model, not a curated record. Gene Ontology annotation, cellular component: endomembrane system. NCBI's taxonomy places the organism in Eukaryota, Metazoa, Arthropoda, Insecta, Ephemeroptera, Baetidae. The coding region runs from base 141 to 1361 and encodes 406 amino acids.
CAAUCAUUCGUGUUCGAAGUGGUUGUGAGUUGAGUUGAGUAGUGCCUGGUUAAAUUUCAUGGUUUCAUGCAUGGAGGCGACGUGUCAAGUUUGAGUUUCACUUAGCUAAAACUUUCAUAGUUGUGAUCUCAGUUGAUAUCAUGGUAAAGGUGGUUUUCCUGCACCCUGACCUGGGCAUUGGAGGCGCCGAGCGUCUGGUGGUGGACGCUGGGCUUGCCCUGCAGCAGAAGGGUCACCUGGUGCACUUUGUCACAUCGCAUCAUGACCCUGGCCACUGCUUUUCGGAGACCAGGGACGGCACCCUGAAGGUUACCGUGGCCGGCGACUGGCUGCCAAGGAGCAUGUUCGGCCACUUUUACGCACUUUGCGCUUACCUGCGUAUGGUCUACGCCGCCAUCUACCUCGUCCUCUUCAGCAAACUCGACCCUGAGGUCGUCUUCUGUGAUCAGAUCUCCGUCUGCGUGCCCGUGAUCAAACUGCUGAGCACCGCAAAGGUUCUCUUUUACUGCCACUUUCCAGACCAGCUUCUGAGUAAGCCAGGUGGCCGUCUGAAGCAGCUGUACCGUGGUCCGUUGAACUGGUUGGAGGAGAGCACCACCGGCCAGGCAGAUGUGGUCAUGGUCAACAGCAGAUUCACUUCAGGCGUCUUCUCAGACACCUUUCCACGACUGCGUAGUGUCCAGCCCAAGGUGCUGUACCCCUCACUCAACACGGACUUCUUUGACACUAAGGUGCACUUGGACCUGGCGGAGGUAACAGGGGUUAAACUGCCCAAGAACGUGAUACUGUUCCUCUCCAUCAACCGCUAUGAGCGCAAGAAGAACCUUGGGCUGGCUGUGUCGGCACUGGCCCACAUGCAGAAGAACUUGGACGAGCCAACCUUUGCCAAGGUGCACCUAGUCAUGGCCGGUGGUUACGACAACAGAGUUGAUGAGAACAUCCAGCACUUUGAAGAGCUGCAGCAGCUAGUUGAAGAACAUGGCCUUCAGGAAAAGGUGACGUUGCUCCGUUCGCCUUCAGACGAAGCCAAACUUGUGCUCUUGCGGAGCUGCGUUGCGCUGGUGUAUACCCCUGAAAAUGAGCACUUUGGCAUUGUGCCCCUGGAGGCCAUGUACCUUGGUCGGCCCGUGAUAGCGGCUAACAGUGGAGGCCCCAAGGAGACCGUGGUGCACGGCCAUACUGGCUUUUUGUGUCCACCUGAGCCCCAGGGAUUUGCGGCGGCCAUGGUUAAAGUCGCUAACGGUGAGAUAGGUGACUUGAGUGAACAGUGUCGCGAUAGGGUCAUCAAGAAUUUUUCAUUCCAAGCGUUUACCAACGAUUUAAACUCCAGUGUUUGUGCGUUGAUUGAACAGUCUAGUUGAUAUAUAAAACUUUAAUGCAAUAGUUUGAGUUUUCUACGUAAAUUAUCGCAUGUGAUGUGCGAAUAUAAAUAAUAAAAUGGAAAAUUAAAACCAAAUAAAUAUAUACUUUGCAACAUUUCCUUUAUUCGAUCACUUAUUGAUUAGAGUAACAGAAAACAAUGAACAGAAGACUGAAAAUUUAUGAUGAUGUGAAAGCAGUGUGGCAUGCAUCCAUCUUUAUAGAACGGAAAAAAGGCUUGAAACUAUUAUGCUGUGCAUUUGCAUUAUUUUCAGUAUUUCUUCCAUUUGCAGAAGUUAGUCAUACUGUCGAUAAACAUCCACAUAAAUAUCAUUUUCACCGUUCUGAUUUACACCAUCAACCAAUCGCAGUUAACCAAUAAAUAUAAAACUACAUGACAAAAA